Messenger RNA from Striga asiatica, 330 nucleotides. Lineage: Eukaryota; Viridiplantae; Streptophyta; Magnoliopsida; Lamiales; Orobanchaceae. The record is from the annotation of a GenBank genome assembly.
AUGCAGACCGGGUGCAAAAGAAGAGUUGGGAUUUUAAUUCUCCCUGGUACUGAAUAUUCAGCUUCUUCUUCGGAUCUGGUCAAUUUGAUUCUAAGUGCUUUCAUGGAGGAAGGGCUUAAAGAAGAUUUAGCAGGACGACUAGGAAGAAGAGCAGCUGAACCGAAAAGUAAGGAAAGAGGCCAACAGGAAACUCCUAGUAGAGCUACAAUCUUGCAAGAUAGUGAAGCAGAGGUAGCAGGAAAGGAUGAUGAAGGAGAUCUUGUUCCAUUGGUACACGAUUGUGCACGCAGAUUCUCUCCGUCUGAGCUUUCAAAGAUAUACCGAUCGUAG